Bombus terrestris (buff-tailed bumblebee) is the source of this 1873-nucleotide messenger RNA. RefSeq lists its product as uncharacterized. The record is from RefSeq and is a predicted model, not a curated record. The transcript is spliced from 4 exons. Lineage: Eukaryota; Metazoa; Arthropoda; Insecta; Hymenoptera; Apidae. Bases 1090 to 1728 code for a protein of 212 amino acids.
UUAUUGGUCGCACUGAACGGAGAUUACGUUGCUUUGAAUUGACACCCCGACACUAGCUACGUGCGCCGAUUGAAUUUCGCGGACUUUCGAGACGGCCGGAUGUCCGCUCCAGUUCCUUUUUCCACGUCUGAUAACGUGAAAUCAACGCUCAAUGUAAUCCUCGUGGACACUCCGCGAAGAAUCGACCUUUUGUGACGGCCUGGCCAAGUUUCCACCUAUUGUGCCAUCCGCGUUAUUUGCUUACACGCAAGUGAACAAUACCGAAGCAACGCCACCGGCGUGAAAAGAAAAAUGGAGACGUUUGCAGGAAGAAGAAAACAACGCGUCGGCUCUCUUUUUUUCAACGCCAUCUGUCCAGUUUACGAUAAACGAGACACCGCUAACUAAGGCAGCGCCUAGCCGCGAUAUAACCAAACUAUACGAUGGGUUAAAGUUCGAAUGGAGUUUGAACCGAGAGCAUGAUAAUGUGAAUACCUGAUUUGCUUUUAAUGUAAAUUAGGAGAGAUUAGAGGAGACUCAAUUGGAGUUUCGUAGACGGUAGUAGAUGGUAGUUUAUAGCGUGCGAAGGAUUAAAUUGUUAUAUAGAUUUUGAAAUCUCUGUAUGUAUGUAUAUAUAAGAUGGAACAGAUAAUGCGAGCAAGUGUGAAAAGGGGAUAUCGUAAACCUCGAAUUUAAGUUAAAUUAGGAUAGGUCAAAGAGUAGAGAAGUGUAUUAAGGUAAUAUGCUAUAAUUGAUAUAACAUGAUUAGUAUUUCGGCUAAAAAGAUUAGAUUAUUAUAUGAGUAUCGAAAUUUGUGUAUGUAUACAGGAUGGAAUUGAUAAUGUAAAGAAAGGUAAACAAGAAGUAUUGUAAACCUCGAAUUUAAGUUAAAAAUACUUUUUAAAUGGUUUGAUGAAUCGGUAAACAUGACAGGAACGUCGUUGGAGAAAUGUCACAUAACAAAGGUUAGAAGAAGCACAACUGACGACCUUGUCGAACGAAACUAACAAUAUGCUGCCAAAUUUCGGUUAAAUCUCGCAUGCAAAACAAAGCAAAUCCGACGCGUAAUGGAUCACCGUAAGCAUUUUACAUGCUCGCACAGAAACAACAAUGGGGCAAACGGUAGGACGUAUGCCUCACUCAUGGAUCGAUUUAUUGGAGGAAAAGGAUCGUGUUUUGUAUUGGAGUGGCGAGGUGCUAUCGAGAGUAGCCGACAACGUAAAUCAAGAAGAAUCGUUUCUGAUCGACUACGGUAAUGAGAGCAUCGACAAAAAGGUAGACUCGUGGAUGGAAUCGAAUCAAGCGCGGAUCGACAGGAUUUUCAGUAAACACCCAGAUUUGCCGGAAGCGUAUAAAAUAAAAGUAGCGAACGAACUCGAGCAAAUAACGGAAGAGUUGACGAUGCAAAUGAGAAACGACUAUUACCACGGCUACAAGGACACUGUGAAGUUUACGAAGAAAGUAGAUUUGCUAGGAGAAAGACAACGUAGGAUACAUGCGAAGAUUCAGAACCUCGAGAACACUUGCCACGGGAGCGUGAAAGAAUUUCGAAGAAAAUUCGGCCCGCUCCGAGCGAAGACGUUCAAAAACCUUAGAAUAGGGGAAAAGAUGAUAUUCCAAGACAAGAAACUGAAGUCACAGUUCGCUAAACGGGUGCACGAUAUCGAUCAUAAGAACGUGGAAGAGUGUGCCAAAUGUAUCGAUAAAUUAAUAAAGAUCAUUGAAAAAGCGGCGCUUACACAACAAUGAAAUGUUAAUAAUAAAACGGUAAAUAAACGAUAGCAAAAAUACGGAUUAAUUUAGCGGACUUAGGUAUAAGAUAACAUUGUAAAAAUAAAGAAAUCGGGACAAAUAAAUGUAAAACGAACAAAAUGAAGACAAAUAAAUGUAAAAC